Messenger RNA from Saccharomyces cerevisiae S288C, 1920 nucleotides. It is a transcript of the gene GIP1, whose product is annotated as protein phosphatase regulator GIP1. The transcript has a single exon. The record is from RefSeq and is marked reviewed. Bases 1 to 1920 code for a protein of 639 amino acids. NCBI's taxonomy places the organism in Eukaryota, Fungi, Ascomycota, Saccharomycetes, Saccharomycetales, Saccharomycetaceae.
AUGGAAACUAUUUUGCAGCCAAAGGCUAGACCAUUUGAGUCUUUGAAAAGAAAACGUUUUAGAGAAUGGUUGAGGCCGUCGACUGCGCAUGGAUCCCUGUUGCAUUCUGAUACAUUAGAUUUGCGUGACUUUGCAAAACCUAAUCCCGCUGACACAUUUUCUAAUCUUGAUUCUGGUCAUUGUCCUUUGGUCACAACUCCAAUAAAAUAUGAGUGCCCAGAUGGAAAGAGUUCUUUUUUCCGAGGAGACACUAAAUUUGAAACCCUGUUCAGUAAUAGAAAAUUCUAUGAGUUCAAAGAUAAUUUGAAAAGGGGAUUGAAGAAAAUACGUCAUGGGAGAAACGGACAUCAAAGCGAAAAGAGAUGUCCAGUUGUUGAAGAAACAAAAAAGUCUGUGUCAGAUAAUCUGGACAAACCAGACAAUAAUACGCCCUGUUUCGACAGAUUCCACACAAAUUCGAAAGAAUUUGAAACGCAAUUUGAUCAUUCAAAUAGGAGCCAAAAUUCCGAGAAGGCUUAUCUAGACAAUGAAUCCUGUUGGAACCUAAGUGAGAAAUUUAUUCCUUUUAAUAAUUUAAAAUAUGAAGAUUUGAAACAUUUUGAAGAGAAUUUGCAAAGCUUAGCGCCUGCAACUUUUACUCCAAUUGAAUCAAAUGAAUCGCUUGAUAGGUCAGAUUCGACACGUGGCACAAAACGAAGCAUUCGCAAUGAUUCCAGUGAUACAACAUCUGAAAAGAGGCUAUGCUUAAAACAAUACUCAGAUGAACCUGAAUCGGAUCAUUCGAUGGAAAGUACACCAUCCAUUUACAUUACCAAAGAAGUUCAAGAAAGAAUUGAAGCAUUAAGCUCCACGGAUUCGUUUUUAAUUGAAAAAGUAGAUUUUCCCUCUAACAAAAUUGGUUCCAGUGCCUCCGAUUAUGAAAGUGAUAACGAAUACAGAAAUAUGGAUGAGGAUUCAAUAAACGAUGUUACCACUGAGAAAGAGGGAAAUGUGGUCAUACCAGACUCUAAUACUAGCACGGUGGACGCAAUGGAAAAACCAAUUGAAGUGAGCUCGGCCUUAAAAGAUGAUACAUUGGAUAAAGACAUAGAUGAUGCGAGCAGUAGCUAUUCGGAUGAUGUAGAGACCACAUUCGAGCCAGUUGAAUCUGAGGAACUUUCCGAUUUAUCUGAUACAAGCUCAAGUGGAAGUAGUAAAAUUUAUACUAUCCCCACAUUUCGCGGCCUUACUAAUAGGACCAAUAUAUCACAAAUUCUUUCAAAAGUUGGUAAAGCUGAUUUAAGCCAAGAUAACUUAACGCAUUUGAUCAAAAGUCAUCAAAAAAAGAAAAGAUGCGUGAAUUUUAGAAAUAAAAGAUUCUAUGAUGCUUUCAAUCCAUAUGUUGAUAACGAAGAAGAUGCAGAGUUAUCUGACAGCGAAAACAUUUCAGAAAUGGAUACAGAUCUUUGUAUAAAGGAUCGGAGUACCUCAAGUGUUAGGUUUGAUGAAAACUCACGUCUUUUAAUCUACAAAAAAUCUAAAAAGUUAAACAAAGAUGAGACUCAAAGUGGUUAUUCGACUACUGAAAUGAGGUCAAUUCUAAAGACAAAGAUGAAUUCACAGCAUGAUGAGGAGUCUCAGAGAGCUUCGAAGUGUGACACAGUAGGUGUAGCCCAAUUUUUACAUUAUUUUCAAUAUACAGAGUAUAAAAGGCAGAGAAAUGAAGCAGAAAAUUAUAGACUGAGAGGAGAGCAACUAAGCAAGUACUAUUCUGAAGAAUAUCCUUUGGAUUUUGCGGCUGUUGAAUGCGAAGAUUCCGUUAAUGAUAAAUCUGAUAUCAUACUUAGUAUGAGAGCUACGGAAAGAAACAUUGGUAGGCAACUGAAAGGUAUAAGUAGUCAAGGGGCACAAAUUAUAUCGCUUGAUGAGGAUGUUUUUUGA